UACACAUGCAGCUUUCUUUAUUCCAUUAGAUCUGAAAAAGACUACUUACCCAACUUCCUUUUAAUAAUACUUCUCAUUCACCCUCUUUCAUCUCAACCAACUCAACAACAUCUCUUCCAUUCCAUGCAUGAAACCAUUCAAUUUCUAACUAUCUUUCCUUCUUCAAAACCAAACUAAAAAAAACUACUUUUUUCCACCCCUUAAGGCUAAAGUUACUUAUUUUGCUCCAAAAAUAACUAUGUCACCAGAUGAAACACAACAAAUCUCAAAGUCUGCUAAAGACAACAACAACAACAACAUCCACAGCCAACAAGGCUCUGGUGGUCGGAAAACACCUUCAUCAACAUCUUCCUCAACAAAACCACAAGAACAAAACAUGAAGUGUCCAAGAUGUGACUCACCCAACACGAAAUUCUGCUACUACAACAACUACAGCUUAACACAACCAAGGCAUUUCUGCAAAACAUGUAGAAGAUAUUGGACAAAAGGCGGUGCUUUACGCAACGUUCCAAUCGGUGGUGGAUGUAGAAAAAACAAGAGAGUGAAAUCAUCAUCAAGACUCUCUUGUGAUUCAAAAGAUUCCGCUACUUCUUCUUCGGAGUUUGUUGGUGGUUUGAAAUUUCUCCAUUCUCUUUCUUCUCCUUCUAUGGAUUUUCACCUUGGUAAUGGUUUACCUUUUCCUAGGCUUCAACUUCAGCACCACCCUCCGUUAUUUAACCAUUUUCCUUCUUUUGGAGAAACUUCUUCUGCUAUGAAUUACCCUGCUACUUCAAAUUCUCUUGCUGCUAUGAAUUACCCUUUUUCAACCGGUAAUAGUAAUUACAAUGGUGCAAUUCAAGGUUUGAGUUCAAUGAAUAUUAAUCAUGGUAACAAUAACAUUGCUUCUUCUAUUGAGUCAUUGAGUUCUAUGAACCAAGACUUGCACUGGAAGCUACAGCAACAGAGAUUAUCCAUGCUGUUUGGUGGAGAAAACCAGAAAGAUAAUAACAAUCAGACAGAGAAACCACUACAACCUAUUUUGUUUCAAAAUCUUGAAGUUUCAAAACCAGCUGGUGGAAAUUUCUGUGUCGGAAAUUCAAGAAGAGAAGGUACGGAUGGCGGAGGAGAUACACCGACUGAGUGGUUUUUCGGUAAUUCUUAUGGUUCUGCUGCUGCUACGCCUACUGUAAGUGGUGGAGCUGGUCAUGAUAACGGAAGCAACUGGAAUGGUGGUGGUGUUCAUGCUUGGAAUGAUGUGCAGCCGCAAUAUAGUGCUAUGCCCUAGCUUGAAGAAAUUGGAUUUUGUGCAGUAAGUAACUGCAUGAAGAAGUUACCAAUUACACUCUCAUCCGCUCAAUCUGAAAUGGGCGGUCGAGAUUGUUUAAAGUUAAUUUUGUUAUUAUAUUAUCUGAGAGUUCUAGUCUCAGGUUAACUAUCAAAAUCAUUUAGAGUCACUACUGCAGAAGAUCUGAGAGGAUCAAGAUUAGAGAAGGCUAUGUUAAAAGGUAGAUCUUUCUCUAGAAGUUACUUAGGAAGAAAUUAAUUAAUAGGGCAACUUUGAUAUUUGAAUCAAACUUCAUUAGGUAUAUGUUAGUUAUUAUUUAUGUUUUGGUGUUUACGUUUGGUUUGGUUUAAAAAGAACACAUAUAUGUAAUGUAACAGA
Lathyrus oleraceus (garden pea) is the source of this 1642-nucleotide messenger RNA. RefSeq names its product dof zinc finger protein DOF5.7. Gene Ontology annotation, biological process: regulation of DNA-templated transcription. The record is from RefSeq and is a predicted model, not a curated record. The transcript has a single exon. NCBI's taxonomy places the organism in Eukaryota, Viridiplantae, Streptophyta, Magnoliopsida, Fabales, Fabaceae. The coding region runs from base 239 to 1264 and encodes 341 amino acids. Gene Ontology annotation, molecular function: DNA-binding transcription factor activity; DNA binding.